AGCGAGUUUUGACAUGCGACAAAAAAAGUCUCGAAGUUACGUUACCCUCUAUCAUGAGCGGGGAAAUUGAGGAAGUUGCGCCUCCAGAGGUGCGACAUUACAGCGAAAGAAGUGAAGUUCCAUGGGAUAUUCAGAAUUACUGGUCCCAACGACACCGAAUUUUCUCAAAAUAUGAAGAAGGAAUUUGGCUGACUGACGAUGCUUGGUUUGGCGUCACUCCUGAGCCAGUUGCAAACAAGAUCGCAGAGCAUUUGGCAGCCUCUGUGCCUAAGGAAAAGGUAGUCCUAGUAGACGCAUUUGCUGGAGCCGGUGGUAACACCAUCGCCUUCGCAAAGUCUGGACGAUGGAAGCGUGUAUAUGCAAUCGAAAAGAACCCCGCGGUGUUGGCCUGUGCCAAACACAAUGCAAAAAUCUACGGAGCAGAAGCCAACAUAACUUGGUUUGAAGGAGAUUGCUUCGAGUUACUGCGAACUCAGCUGAAAGAUUUGGGGCCGUACAGUGUAGUCUUUGCGAGUCCACCUUGGGGAGGUCCAGGAUAUCGGUCAGACGAAAUUUUCAACCUUCAGACGAUGGAACCUUACCCGCUAAACUUCUUAUACAAAGAGUAUUCACUCUUCUCUCGCCACAUAAUCUUGUUCCUUCCGAGAACUUCAGACCUGAGGCAGCUGGCCAAGUUAGCUGACACUAAAGAGAAUGUUAAUGUGAGGCACUACUGUAUGGAAGGCGCAAGCAAAGCUCUUUGUGCCUACUAUGGAAACUUUUCCAUGGAAAAAAUAAACCAACAAUGAGGGGUAAAGAUGAUUUUAUUAGGAAUGAAACAGUUGCUAGCAAAUCACACCGUUAUUCACCUGGCAAGAUGCUCACUGCGCUUUCAGAAUAUAUCUUAGCCGCCUCAGGCAUGUAAUAGAAUGCUAAACUGAUUUGAGCCGUUUAUUCGAC
This is a messenger RNA of Talaromyces proteolyticus, 939 nucleotides long. RefSeq names its product putative RNA methylase family protein. Gene Ontology annotation, biological process: 7-methylguanosine cap hypermethylation; 7-methylguanosine RNA capping. The record is from RefSeq and is a predicted model, not a curated record. The transcript is spliced from 4 exons. Gene Ontology annotation, cellular component: nucleus. Gene Ontology annotation, molecular function: RNA cap trimethylguanosine synthase activity. NCBI's taxonomy places the organism in Eukaryota, Fungi, Ascomycota, Eurotiomycetes, Eurotiales, Trichocomaceae. The coding region runs from base 54 to 788 and encodes 244 amino acids.